Molecule: messenger RNA, 1230 nt
Organism: Daldinia childiae
Lineage: Eukaryota; Fungi; Ascomycota; Sordariomycetes; Xylariales; Hypoxylaceae
Exons: 3
Coding region: 1-1230 (409 amino acids)
Biological process (GO): regulation of transcription by RNA polymerase II
Molecular function (GO): zinc ion binding; DNA-binding transcription activator activity, RNA polymerase II-specific
Source: RefSeq, a predicted model, not a curated record
AUGGCUACAAGACGAAGUCAUCCGAAGUCUCGUAACGGCUGUAUUAUCUGCAAGCAGAGAAAAAUCAAGUGCGACGAGUCGCGUCCAACCUGUGCUAAUUGCCUACGAUACGGCGCCAGCUGCAGCUUUACGCCUCCUAAAGUUGCUUCUCUCCCCGUGAUAGCUCGUACUCGUCUGCCCAUCGGAGACUUAUCCUCUCAAUUACCAGAUGAUACAAACUCUCUAGGCACCGACUUGCAAACAACUUUUACUAAUCUUGGCAUAUUGGCCAACCCCAGCUCCACAUUAUCAAUCCCAUCUGGACACGACGAAUGUCGAGAUUUUGAACUAUUGCACCACUAUUGUACUUUUACAGCCGAUUCAUUAUCUCAACGUCUAGAUAGACGUCACAUCUGGAAAGUUGUCCUACCACAAGUCGGUUACGAACAUGACUUCGUUAGGCAUGGCGUUCUCGCCCUCUCAGCCAUACAUAAAGCGUAUUUGAACCCGAGCCAACGGCAGAUCUACUUAGUUCUUGCAGCGCACUAUCAAUCCCAAGGCUUAAGCGGUUUCAGAGCCAUAUUGCCCCGCAUUACAUACAACAAUUGGAGAGCUGUCUUCUGCUUUGCUACUAUCGUGAUAGUUUAUGUUUACUCACUGCCAUUAAGGAUAGAUGAUCUGAGGCUUGAGAAUCCUGUUCACAACUUAUUGGAACUGUUUACGGUUGUUCGAGGGCUGCGCGCUACUCUCGAACCCUUCACUCAUCUAAUAGCAAAAACUGAAUUUGCACCAGUAGUUCAUGGCAUAUGGAUUCCUGAAGAAGAGAAAAGCGUCCCAUCUCUUGAGCAUACCCUGCUUCCUCCAGAAACAUUUUCUGUUCUAUCUUCUCUACGACCACUGAUUCAAGGGAAAUUACCUCUUCCCAAGACACACCACUAUGAGCGUGCUAUCGAUGGGUUGGAAACAUGUACUAAAAUUGUAGCAUAUGCCGGUUCAUAUGUUGAGCCUGGCAUGGUAAUAUGGUGGUCAUGCAUACUCGACGAAACAAUUAUUAAGGACGUGGAAUCAUCUGAUCCGCACGCUUUAAUCCUCUUGGCACAUUUCCUAGUGCUCAUGAGCAUCACAGAGAGGGUUAACUGGUCCGUGAAAGGAUGGGCGAAACCGGUACUUGAAGAUAUUGAAAGACGUUUACGUGAUCGGCCCAGAUUUAUAGGUCAUCUUCACUGGCCGAAGGCUCAAAUAAAUCUAUAG